Molecule: messenger RNA, 612 nt
Organism: Drosophila elegans
Lineage: Eukaryota; Metazoa; Arthropoda; Insecta; Diptera; Drosophilidae
Gene: Trmt112
Product: multifunctional methyltransferase subunit TRM112-like protein
Exons: 3
Coding region: 111-485 (124 amino acids)
Biological process (GO): rRNA (guanine-N7)-methylation; peptidyl-glutamine methylation; tRNA methylation
Molecular function (GO): protein heterodimerization activity
Source: RefSeq, a predicted model, not a curated record
AAAGAAGAAAGAAGAAAAAGGAAUACAACGUGCACCGCUCAGAAUUUAUUUAAAAACAUUCGUAUUUAGCUUUAUCUAUUCGUCUUAAUAAAAGAUUUAAAAGGCGGAAAAUGAAGCUCAGCACCUAUAACUUCCUUACCUCAAUGGCCAUCAAAGGUGUGAAAGUGGGUUUUCCCUUAAAACUGACGAUAACCAAAAAGGACGUGGUGGAAAGUGAGUUUAAUCCUACAUUUGUGGAGCGAAUUCUUCCCAAAUUAGAUUGGUCAGCGGUUUAUGGAGCUGCCCAGGUGGCGGAACUCACAGAAGACAUACCCGCCGUACAGCCGGAGAACAUUGGUGAGAACGAGGUACUCCUCCAGAAGCUCCACCAUCUGCUCUUCGAGAUCGACGUGCUGGAGGGCCAACUGGAGUGCCCGGAAACAGGACGGGUUUUCCCCAUCACCGAUGGCAUACCCAACAUGCUCCUCAACGAGGACGAGGUCUAGAUGCCAUGAUGUCCAUUCAUGUUUUUCUGUAGCAUAAUCCCCACUCCAGAAACGCAUUAAUUUUAAGUAAGUUUGUUAGUUUUAAAGUCUGUUUAUUUAUGAGUGACUAAAAAAUAAUUGGAGCUUG